Molecule: messenger RNA, 1572 nt
Organism: Williopsis jadinii
Lineage: Eukaryota; Fungi; Ascomycota; Saccharomycetes; Phaffomycetales; Wickerhamomycetaceae
Gene: ACH1
Product: acetyl-CoA hydrolase
Exons: 1
Coding region: 1-1572 (523 amino acids)
Biological process (GO): acetate metabolic process
Cellular component (GO): mitochondrion
Molecular function (GO): acetyl-CoA hydrolase activity; acetate CoA-transferase activity
Source: RefSeq, a predicted model, not a curated record
AUGUCUCAACUCCUUAAGCAAAGAGUCCGUUACGCUCCUUAUCUCAAGAAGCUCAGAACCCCAGAAGAGUGUGUUGAACUCUUCAAGAACAACCAGUACAUCGGCUGGUCCGGUUUCACCGCUGUUGGUGCCCCAAAGGUUGUGCCUGAUGCUGUUGCUCAACACGUUGAGGACAACAACUUGCAAGGCAAGUUGCAAUUCAACUUGUUUGUCGGUGCCUCCGCUGGUAAGGAGGAGUCCAGAUGGGCUACAAACAACAUGAUCAAGCUCAGAUCUCCUCACCAAGUUGGUAGACCAAUUGCUGCCGGUAUCAACGAUGGUAGCAUCAAGUUCUUUGACAAGCACUUGUCCAUGUUUGCGCAAGAUUUGACCUAUGGUUUCUACACCAGAGAGAAGGAGAAUGAUUUGUUGGAUAUCUCCAUCAUUGAGGCCACCGCCAUUACUGAGAGUGGUGCUAUUGUUCCAGGUCCAGCUGUCGGUGCCACCCCAGAGAUGGUGUCUGUUUCUGACAAGAUUAUCAUUGAAGUCAACACCGCCACUCCAUCCUUCGAAGGUUUGCACGAUAUUGACAUGCCAAUCAACCCACCUCACAGACCACCAUACCCAUACAUGACUGUUGACCAGAAGUGUGGUGUACACGCAGUUCCAGUUGAUCCAGAAAGAGUCAUUGCCAUUGUCGAAUCUACUACUAAGGAUUCUGUUCCACCAAACACCCCAUCUGACGCCAUGUCUAGGGCCAUCGCUGCUAACUUGGUUGAGUUCUUUAGAAAUGAGGUCAAGGCUGGCAGAAUGCCAGAGAACUUGCACCCAUUGCAAUCCGGUAUUGGUAACGUUGCCAACGCCAUUAUCGAAGGUUUGGCCGAUGCUAACUUCAAGCACUUGAACGUGUGGACUGAGGUUUUGCAAGAUUCCUUCUUGGACUUGUUCGAGAACGGUUCCUUGGACUAUGCCACCUCUACGUCUGUCAGAUUGACCGAAGCUGGUUUCGAAAGAUUCUUCAACAACUGGGACGAAUUCUCCAAGAAGUUGUGUCUUCGUUCCCAAGUCGUCUCCAACUCGCCAGAGAUCAUUAGAAGAUUGGGUGUCAUUGCUAUGAACACUCCAGUGGAGGUUGACAUCUACGCCCAUGCCAACUCCACCAACGUCCAAGGCUCUAAGAUGUUGCAUGGAUUGGGUGGUUCCGGUGAUUUCUUGCGUAACGCAAAGGUGUCCAUCAUGCACACCCCUGCGGCACGUCCAUCCAAGACCGACCCAACUGGUAUCUCCUGUGUCGUUCCGUUCGUCUCCCACAUUGACCACACUGAGCACGACUUGGAUGUUCUCGUAACUGACCACGGUUUGGCCGAUUUGAGAGGAUUGUGCCCAAGAGAGAGAUCUAGAGUUAUCAUCAAGAACAUUGCUCACCCAGACUACGUUGACCAAUUGCUUGACUACGUUAACAGAGCUGAGCACUAUGCCAACAAGACCAAGUCUAUGCACGAGCCACACAUCUUGGCUGAUGCCUUCAAGAUGCACUUGAACCUUGCUAAGAACGGUACCAUGAAGUUGUCAUCUUGGGAUGCUCCAAUCUAA